CGCAGCGCCCGCGAUGUUAAGAUGGCGGCGCUUGAUUCAGAUGCAAAGUACAGGAGCUUUGCAGCAGUUACCUUUGAGAUUCGCGGAACGCGAAAAAGAUUGACAUGAAAAGGAAUGUAGCGGGUGCCGGGCAGUAAUGUGAUUUAUUUGCUCUUUUUAGGUCUAUCAUGUGAGGCCAGAGUCAAACUUUGGGCUUGAGACGCGGAGAGUGGGCCUUUUUGUCGUUGAAGUUCAUGGUUAUGGUUAUAAGAUGGCCACCACAGAUGAGGAUCAGCACUCAGAACCUGACUCUGAACUUCAUGAUCUAAGGCAGAAGGUCAGAAAUUUGGAGGAAGAGUUAAGGUCUUGUAAAAGUCAGAUUCACACUUUGCAGCAAGAACAAAGUCACACAAAGAGCUACAAUGAAAAUCUUCGCAAGCAGGUUAAAGAUUUGACUGAAAAAGUCCAAGAAGGAGACAAGGAAGAAACCGGCACAGUUGAUAUCGGAGUUCAGACUGAUCUUUGCAUUUCCCCUCAUUAUAAAGAUUAUUUCCAGAAUGCCGCUCUGGAUUUUCAUUACCACUUGAACAGUGAUCAAAAUGGCAGGAAUGAAGUAUCAGUGCUCAAAAUUCAUGGAGGUUGUGGAAAAGAUCAGACUGUGAUUGAGGCCUCUACUCCGUUUCAAACACAAGCACAGACAAUUAGUUAUACUGAGCAGACUCAAAAAGAGAACCAUCAUUACUCAGAACAGGCUCACAUAGGCAGUCACCAGUACAAAGAGCAGCCUCAAACAGGUAGCCAUGCAUAUAUGGAACAGGCUCAAACAGACAUCCAUCAGUACACAGAACAGGCUCAAACGGACAGCCAUCAGUACACUGAACAGGAUCAAGCAAGCAGUAGGCAAUUCACAGAACAGACUGAAGCAGCCAACCAUCAGUAUACAGAAAAUGUCCAAGUAGAUGGUUAUCAGUACAUAGGAUAUCCUGAGAAAUCAACACACUUGGAUGGAUAUGGAGACCAUUACACUAAAAAUGCAGAAGACUUGGAGAAUACAUCAUUGGCAGACAGUUUGCGUGCUACUGCAGAAGCUGCCAUGUCACAGACAGGCUUCACCUACGAUGAAAGUAGUGGGAUGUAUUAUGAUUACAGUACCGGCUACUACUAUGAUUCGGCAAACCAACUCUACUAUGACCCAAACACUGGAAUUUACUAUUAUUAUGAUACUGAGAGUGGUCUGUAUCAGUUUCAUUCUCAAGUGGAUCUAUUGUCGUACUGUGCAACAGAAACGAAGAAAAAAGUUAAGAAAAAACGAAAAGGAGUGGCAAAGUUUGCUUCAGUGAAAGAGAAGGACACUGAAGCUGGUAUACCGAAAGCUUCAAAUAUUUGCAGGUGCUGUGACCCAGAACAGAGUGAGACAUUGUCAGAAGAACCAGGAAACAAACGAAAAAAAACAGUAGUGGAUGUGAGUGAACAGGAUUCACUCAAUGAGCAUAAUCUAAAUGAUGAAGCUAUCCAUAAUGAAAAUGUUGAAGGGAAAUUGGAAGAGAAGAAAGAGGCGGAGUUUGGAAGUGAACCAGAAGAAGGAGAAAUUACAGCCUCAGAUCAAAGUGGAUAUUCUACAGAUGAAAUGACAGAAGAAUCAAGUGAAGAUCAAGAUGAAAGUGAGAAAGAAGAUGCUCAGCUGUGGCCUCCAUGUAUUCGUGUCAUGGUGGUGCGGUCACCAGUUCUCGAGCCCGGUACACUCUUCAUUAUCACUGCAGUGAAGUCAGCUACAAUUGGAAGAGAGGAGGAUAUGGGCCACACAAUUCAAAUUGCUGAAAUUGGAGUUAGUAAGUUUCAUGCUGAAGUAUACUUUGACCAAGAUCUACAGGAAUACAUGUUGGUAGACCAGGGGAGCCAGAAUGGGACUGUGAUCAAUGGGAACAGAAUUCUCAUGCCAAAACAUAAAUGUGACCCUCAUAGAUUGGAGCACGGUGAUGAAGUGAAGUUUGGGGAGACUGUAUUGUCUUUCCAUAUCCAUCCAGGUACUGACACGUGUAAUGGCUGUGAGCCAGGCCAGGUCAAAGCACACCUGCGUCUCCAUAAAAAAGAAGAAUUGACAGCUAUUCCAGUGAUGAGCAAGCAGGACAAAGAUAAAUUACGACGCCAAGAAUUAAAACAGAUUCAGAUCAAGUAUGGGUUGCAGAAUAGUGCAUAUGAAGGAUGUCAAAUGUUAAAGAACUCAACGUACAAGGAUCGAGCUGCCAAUCGCAGACAGCUUGUUGGAAGUGAUAGUAUCUAUAAAAGAGAUGAUGCUCCUGCUUCAGUCAAUGUGGAAAUCUGUGACAGCAAUAAAGGGAGAAAGAUGCUGGAAAAGAUGGGCUGGAAGAAAGGUGAAGGACUUGGCAAAGAGAGUUGUGGAAUUAAAGAGCCGAUUCAAGUUCAACUUCAUCAGUCACAAGCUGGUUUAGGAGCCACUGAAUCACUUUUCAUUGAAGAUGUACAACUGUUCAGAUCCAACAAACAGAAAAAUUGGGCCAAAGCUAGAAACAGAUUUUCUGAAACUUUUCAACAAACCACAAAUCGGAAAGCAACACCAAAAACAUUGUGGGUUAAAGAUACUGAGAGAGAGUAGACUGAAGACACUGUCACAAGUUGAGUUUUGUAAAUUAAUUAUACCCCAAAGGCACAAGUUUUUAUAUUGUAAAAUAAAAAGCAAAUAUGCACAUUCA
Messenger RNA from Chiloscyllium plagiosum (whitespotted bambooshark), 2690 nucleotides. It is a transcript of the gene aggf1, whose product is annotated as angiogenic factor with G-patch and FHA domains 1. Lineage: Eukaryota; Metazoa; Chordata; Chondrichthyes; Orectolobiformes; Hemiscylliidae. Gene Ontology annotation, molecular function: nucleic acid binding; protein binding. The record is from RefSeq and is a predicted model, not a curated record.